CAGAGCACGUUAAAUCCAGACGCUGCCGAAUUCGUCCCAGGUUUGAAACCUUCAAUGACGGGGGUUAGCGUACCACCAGAGCUUGCAGCGGAAUCAUCGUAGAGGCCCUUCAUCUCAUUAUCAAUGGAUACAAGUGCAUUGCAGAAUUGCCCAGAGUCCGUCAAAUAACACUGUAUUGGGUAUUUUAUCUGAACCGUGUUAGAGUUAAAUAUUGCAUGCUGGCGACUGUAUAAUCAAAGAAGUGAAUCACCGUGAACGAUUAGCAAAUGAAGGAAUUAUUAUUGUACAAUGAUUGAAUUCAACAUCACAUUAUUACAUAACGAUACGUUACCGACGCGUUUGUUUAUGCUCCAAUUAGCUUCAAUUAGCGGGCUGAUAUUCGAAAAUCCUAAGGAAUUCAUGAUUUUUUUUUAAGUAGUAUUCUUUCAAGUACACAAAAUACUUCGGUCAGUUUGUACGUGUUUUCUACCAUGAACCAUGCAAAAUAUAUAUUUCCUGAUUGUAAUGUGAUAUUUAACUCAUUUACAUAAGUCGCGUGUUCGUGUAACUAACGAUUUUAAAUUCUUUCUUAUUUUUAAGUCAUAUCGAAGCUUCGAUGUCAGUAUAAAUAAGUAAAAAAAUUGUUAAUGAAUAUGAUGAAUCCUAGUUUCUUUGUUCGUAUAUUCACUUUGUAAUUUAAAAAUGACACUUUUUCAUGUAUUUCGGGAAAACCGUUACUACGGGAAUUAUAUAUUUUUUGCAUGGAACACCGUCGUAUUUACAGUUAAACGAUUUCGGUAUAGCAGACUUGGGCGUGAAGCAGAUACUUUAGGUCAAUGAGUAGAUUUGAUAGAAUGCCUAUUACACACAUAAGAAUUAAACGAGAGGAAUAGUUAUCGAAUGGUACUCCGAGAGUAAGAGCAAACUUCUCUUCGAUAGCGACUGUUGUUGCUGUCUGUAUCGAAAGGUUUAUUGUGAGGAAUGUAACGUCCAGCCUCGCUUAAAACUAGUCCAAGUGUGCUUCAAAUCCCGAAACGAAUAAUAUCAAAUAUUUACUAGUAGUAAGUCCUGAACGUGUAUCUAUGGCUGUAUGAUACGUUUACUAGGUUCACAACUGUCACAUAUUGUGUACAUGUAAUAGAAUUGUGGCUUGUAGUAAACGGUAUUGAUACAUCGUACUUUUAUUCUACGAAUAUACGUACAUAUAUUCGUUAUGAAAGAAUAGAUCCGACGACAAGAUCUCGGCUUUUUACACGAAAAAGAUAUGGCUUAUGUACGGCCGCCGGUAUACAAUUCAUUCGGGUUUGGAAAAUCUUAAAAGCGUAAUAUCUUUGAGGAAUGCAUUUGUGUUAACUACUCUAAAAACUAGGUAUUGUUAGUUAAUUACUACAUGACGUAACUUGUGUUUCUUCACAUUUCUCUACUUUAUCUAAUUUAUAGAGACAGGAAACAAGAUCAAUUAUAAUCGAACUUUUUAGUAUUGCUGAAGUACUUUAAGAUAGCAUAUAGAUUCUAAUAUCUUGGACGGAAAGAAAUUCCUGAAAAUUCUUCACUGGCCUCAUUUUUAUUUGAAUUGUUAUUUUCUACAUUUUACAAUAUUACAUUAAUUUUUCUUGUAUAAAAAGCAUUGCGAAAGACGAUAUUUAAUUUUAAACGUUUCUGAUCUAUGUAUAGAAAUCAAGAAGUUUGCAGUGUUAAGCGAUGAAAGAUUUUCUACGCAAAAGAUUACAAAUUCUUUAAUGGGAGACAUUCGCAUGGAAAUUUAAUAUUAAAUAUUCAUAUUAUGCUUUAUUUAAAUUGUUUUUCUAUCUUGUAUGUAUUGCAAACAUAAUUAUUAACUUAUUAGAAAUAUAAUUGCUUAGUUUUAGCCGACAAAAUUGCUCCAAAAUUGAAGCUCCAAGUUACAGUGUAUUUAAUUGGCAGACGUGUAAAUGAAUAAUAUGAUCUUACUUAUUAUUGGAAAUAGUUAUUUUUUUGUAAAAACUUGUUUUGUAACAAUACUCUAUUUUUCGGGUUGUUAAUACAAUUUUUCGUAAAGUAAAAAUGACCGUUUAUCUGGAAAGAAAUGAAUGCAAGCGGAUUCUGGGUUUUACGUUAACUACUUACCUUAAAUAAAUGUAAAAGAUCUCAAAAGGGUGUCUAAGGCAGACCAAGAAGGAAUUUCUUCAUGGCCCUUCAAUUUUAUGAAGGCCAAUUCAUCACGGAUUCACUGUUCUGUAGUACACUGGCGGACAUGAAAGCUUUCCUAUCAUGCAUUAGCGCCACCAUGUCUUCAGGGUAGGCAUUCAUGUUCAUCGCUGUACAGUGUCUGUAAAAUAAAUAGAUUAUUAUUCCACAAUCGGAACAUGAAACAAAGUACAUGGUAAGAGUAUUUCUUUUUUAAAAUUCUUGGCAAGUCGUUUAAAAUAAUUUUACUUCAUGAAUCUUGUUAUGGUAAAUUAUGGGAUUGCAAAAAAACCUAUUUCGUACAAAGAUAAUAGUUUUCAAUUUUUACAGCACUUUGAAGAAAGUACAUCGAAUUAACUUUUUGGGUGCUAAAUGGGUUCCGUCCUUAUUACUUUUGCAUUUCUUCCAUAUACACCUAUAUUUAAAAAAUCUCUCCGUUGUUAUUAAUUUUUAAACUUGUUUGAAGGUGGAAUAGAACUUUGCGAAAAUAUAAACUCUCGAUAUUGAAGAAAAGUGAAUAUGAAAAUAAAUGCAUCCUUUAUGGGAGUUUGGUAACUAUAUGAUCAAUCUAAUAAUUUUUGUUUUCUUUUUAAUAGUCUUCCGACUGUGUUAUUUUAAGGGUCCAGUAAAGUUAGAUCGGCCAUUACGGCCGGGCUAUAUUGAAUUUGGACGUCAGCGGCGAGAAAAACGCGUAUGAAUUGAAUUCUCAAGCGGUAUUUAGCUACAAUUUUGGCGUUUUCGACAAAAUGUGGGUGUCGUAAUAAACAGUGGAGGUGUAAACCGUGUCAACUGGUCCAUAUUUGCGUUGAAAUUGUGUUCGUUGUCGAAUCGUAACCUCGAAAUCCUAACCUAGUCAACGGGCCAAUUUUCGUAUUUUCGGAGAGUGAUAUCUCGUUUGACAAUGCACGAUCCAUCAUAAACCGACCGGCUGACAAAUUUCGGGAAAAUCUACUCAAGUAAUGGUUCACAAGUAAUGGUUCUUGUUAGCAAGUGUUAUUCACUUCGGAGAGUACCGAUUGGAAAUUGUAUGCAAUAUCCUCGCCUCUGACGUCAAUCUUCAAUAUGGUUAACGUGGCUUUACUAGACCCUUAAAUUAGAAGCAGUCUUGCACAUAACAUUUUUGCGAUUCAAGGUCGGUACCGAGAAUGAUCUAAAUAGAUAAUUAGUAGCCCAUUGUUUACCUAUAAAAUUAUCAUAGUCCUAACUAUACAUUUUUAGGCAGUUUUAAUAGGGGGGGCCUAAAAUCAAGAUUAUACUAUUAUGCAGGGUAUGUAUUAUUACUAGGAUAGAAUAAAACCUCAUUUUUCUACAUUAUAUUUUUUCAUAAUGGAACAGUUGUUCUUUUUUAAAGAAUUAAUAUUAUAAAAUGCCAUCUUUUAUUACCACAAAAACGGAGACUACAGUCAUUUAACUAUUUACUGAUGUGUUAGGUACACUAUAAUGAUAAGUUUUUGUGCAAAAGAAUUUUUAUCUCUGUAAUUCGAAUACCAUUAAACAAAAAUUAUGGAUUCAUUGGAAUUAUUAUAUACCCUGUUAUGUGUAUAAACGAUUGAGGGUUCCUAAAUUAAAUAUUAGGACUAUGAGUAAUUUCAAGAUCGAUUAUGCCUCAUUGUAUACAUACACAUAUAUAUACACACACACACACACACGACUCUACGGGAGUAGAAUGUUAAUUGGUUAACAUAAAUGAAUAUGUUGAUAUGUUGAUAAGAUGAAUUCAACUUUCGCUGUGUUGAUUAAUUAACGUAAUUAAAGACUUAAAUCAACAUUUUUGACGAAAAAUGAUGAAUGGUGUCGAAAACUCUGAAAAACCUUCAUUCUCUAUCAGAGCCUGAUUAUAUGUAAGCAUGGGAAUGUGAUGAAAAGAAAAAUUAAACAAAAAAAGAAAGGGCAUAAUAUGUAUACGUAAUAAGAGGUUACUUAUAUAAGAUUAUCUUUACUCAUAUUAUUUUACAAUUGCUUUGAGGGUUCCUGGUAUCUUCCAGUACAUCCAUCUUGGUUACUCUUCUUGCUCUGUGUACUUUAAGCAGGAGUGUGUGAUUUCAAUUUGUACAAAAAAGAUUUUAUUCAUUCUGCACGGAUGUCUAGGCGACAUGCGAAAUAAUUGUAAAAAAUAUAUAAUAUUAAUUAUGCGGAUUGAUAUUCAAAUUUAGCGAUACUCACAUGUCACUGAUAUUUUUUACUUACUCUUCGUUCGAUUUAUCUCGAUGUUUUGAACCAUCAAUGAAACAAAUACGUAAUCCAUGCGCAAUUUUAGUGUUAAUCUAGAUGCUGUAUUUGAGGUACUUCCAGACCACUUCUGAUUUGAAUGUUUGUUAUUUUCAGUAAACUAACUAAAAUUUACAAUAUUAGACAAGAAAAGGUUUAACUAUAAAAUUAUGUUUAGCUAUAGACCAAUAAUUGAUGUGUAUAUCUAAUUAAACUCUUAGCAAUA
Molecule: messenger RNA, 4579 nt
Organism: Orussus abietinus
Lineage: Eukaryota; Metazoa; Arthropoda; Insecta; Hymenoptera; Orussidae
Product: polyadenylate-binding protein-interacting protein 2
Biological process (GO): negative regulation of translational initiation
Cellular component (GO): cytoplasm
Molecular function (GO): mRNA regulatory element binding translation repressor activity
Source: RefSeq, a predicted model, not a curated record